Eimeria necatrix is the source of this 1368-nucleotide messenger RNA. RefSeq names its product DNA-damage inducible protein, putative. Lineage: Eukaryota; Apicomplexa; Conoidasida; Eucoccidiorida; Eimeriidae. The transcript has 6 exons. The coding region runs from base 1 to 1368 and encodes 455 amino acids. Gene Ontology annotation, molecular function: aspartic-type endopeptidase activity; protein binding. The record is from RefSeq and is a predicted model, not a curated record. Gene Ontology annotation, biological process: proteolysis.
AUGCAGAUCACCGUCACUGACGCCGACGGCCAAGUUUUCGCCCUGGAUCUCACUGGGGAGGCGGAAGUCUCUGCGUUGAAAGACAUAAUUUCGGUGGAGUUGAACAUCCCCCCAGAACACCAGCGGAUUCUGCUGGACGGCCGGCCGCUGCCGGGCUCUGCGCGCACGCUGGCCGACGCUGGCGUGGCCGAGGGAGCCAUGCUCCUUGUCUUCAACGACAGCCCAGCAGCAGCAGCAGCAGCAGCAGCAGCAGCAGCAACCGGCGCCGCUGCAGCUGCUGCUGCGCCUGCUGCUCAUGCGCAGCGCCUGCAGCAGCAGCAGCAGCAGCAGCUGGCGCCACCGCAGCGACAGCAGCAGCGAGGCGUCCUGCCCCUGGACUUCUCCAGCAUAGUUGUGGACGGCGGCCGCGUUGCCCAGUUCCCAGCGGGGGGGGGCCCGGGGCCCCCCCGCAGCCCUGCUGCGCGUUUAGCUGCCCCGGAUGUUGCUGCUCACCUGAAGCUGCUGGUGAGGCGGCGGGCCGAAGAAGCAGUUGCUGCUGCUGUUGCUGAUGCUGCUUCUUUGGCUCUAAUAAGGGCCCACAAUCCUGUUUUAGGAGAAGCCAUAAAGGCAGCAGUUGACGAGAGGCAGCAGCAGCAGCAGCAGCAGCAGCAGCAGCAGCAGCAGCAGCAAACGCAGGCGCAGCAGCAGGAAGAGCCAGGCCCAGCGUUCUCGCGGCUCAUGGAGACCCUAGAAAAGGAGUUCACAAACCAAAUCAAAGCGGAAGACGAGCGGUGGCGGCGGCUGGCGGCGAUCCAGCGGGACCCGCUGUCUGCUGAGGCUCAAAGAAUGCUUUUGGAAGAUCUGCAGCAAGAAAGAAUAAAUGAAAACUAUUCAAUGGCGCGGGAACACUUGCCGGAGGGUUUCGGGUCGGUGUGCAUGCUGUACGUACACCUGGAGAUCAACGGCGUGCGCUGCACCGCUUUCGUCGACAGCGGAGCCCAACAGUCCAUUUUAUCUCUCGCUUUUGCGGAAAAAUGCUUUUUAUCAUCUUUAAUUGACAAAAGAUUCGCAGGACUGGCUCUGGGAGUGGGCAGGGCCCCCAUUCUUGGCCGCGUUCAUCUUGCGCCUCUCAAACUCGGCAGCAAGUUCUGCCCCUGCAGCUUCAUUGUCCUCGAAGACUCCAAAAUGCAAAUGCUGCUCGGCUUGGACAUGCUCAGGAGGUACCAAAUGGUCAUUGACUUGAAGCGCAACGUCCUCGUCGUCGAGGGAGAAGAAAUUCCUUUUCUUUCCGAAGCUCAAAUUGAUAAAGGACUCUUCGGAACUAUCGAAAGCCACGAAGAAGUGGAGGCAGCAGCAGCAAAAACAGAAACAGAAAACGGGACAAAGUAG